Lathyrus sativus (Indian pea) is the source of this 405-nucleotide messenger RNA. NCBI's taxonomy places the organism in Eukaryota, Viridiplantae, Streptophyta, Magnoliopsida, Fabales, Fabaceae. The record is from the annotation of a GenBank genome assembly.
AUGGCUGAGAUUGAGUUUGAAAGUCUAUUCAAUCAUGCCAUGAGAGGCCAAUGGAGAGAAGUUCUAGAGUUAUAUGAGAAAAACCCUGAAGUACUAGAAGCAAAGAUCACAAAAGCAGAACACACAGUGUUACACAUUGUUGUAUAUGUAAGCCAAACCUUCUUUGUGACAACCUUGUUAGAUAACAUAGGCCAAAACAUGUGUAGGAACAUCCUAAGAAUGCAAAACUCAAAGGGAAACACUCCCCUUCAUGUUGCAGCUGAGCUUGGGAAUGUGGACAUUUGCAAGAACAUUGCCAAAAGAGAUCCUACCCUCAUUUUGUACCAGAAUUCCGAAGGCGAAACUCCUCUUUUCUUGGCUGCUGUUCACGGAAGAAAAGAUGCUUUCCUAUGCCUUCACGAUUGA